Siniperca chuatsi (mandarin fish) is the source of this 1966-nucleotide messenger RNA. It is a transcript of the gene afg1la, whose product is annotated as AFG1 like ATPase a. The transcript is spliced from 13 exons. Gene Ontology annotation, molecular function: ATP hydrolysis activity; ATP binding. The record is from RefSeq and is a predicted model, not a curated record. Bases 32 to 1483 code for a protein of 483 amino acids. Gene Ontology annotation, cellular component: mitochondrion; cytoplasm. NCBI's taxonomy places the organism in Eukaryota, Metazoa, Chordata, Actinopteri, Centrarchiformes, Sinipercidae.
UAAAGUUACGUUGACGAAAUUUGAAACCAAGAUGGCGGUAUGCAUACCGCUGUCUUUAAAGAUGUCACCCUCAGCUUCGCUGGGCUUUAGGUUUCUUUUGACAGAGCAAUAUUCUUCCCGAAAGCUGCUAAACUAUUUGACAGGGCUCUGCAGACGAGGUUACUCGGGGAAAGCCCAGCAGGCGGUGGAAGAGAGCGGUGUAAGCGCCGCCGGCUUCAGCGGCCCUCUGGAUCACUACAGCGGGCUGAUCAGAGACGGGUCACUGCGGGAGGAUGAACAUCAGAAAGCGGUGCUGCAGACACUGGACCAGCUCCACAAAACACUCAGAGGAUACAGUAACACACCGACAUCUAUCUUCUCCAAGUUUUUCACAAAACCGAAGCCUCCAAAAGGUUACUACAUCUACGGUGAUGUUGGUAAGAGAGAUGGGCUGCAGAGUUACAAAUGCACAGGAAAAACAAUGGUGAUGGACAUGUUUUAUUCAUAUGUUGAGACUGAAAAGAAAAAGAGGGUUCAUUUCCACGGCUUUAUGUUGGACGUGCAUAAAAGGAUCCAUCGGCUGAAACAGAGUAUGCCAAAGAGGAAAGCUGGGAAAAUGGCCAAAUCCUAUGACCCCAUUGCGCCAGUUGCUGAGGAGAUCAGUGAGGAGGCUUGUCUUCUGUGCUUUGAUGAGUUUCAGGUCACUGAUAUCGCUGAUGCCAUGAUUCUCAAGCAGCUUUUUGAGAACCUGUUUCUGAACGGUGUUGUUGUCGUGGCCACUUCUAAUCGCCCCCCUGAAGACUUGUAUAAAAACGGGCUGCAGAGAGUCAACUUCGUGCCUUUUAUUGCUGUGUUGCAGAAAUAUUGCCAAACUCUCCGCCUGGAUUCUGGGAUAGAUUACCGUAAAAGGAACAGACCCUCUGCUGGAAAACUCUACUUUCUCUCCAGUGAGCCUGGUGUAGAAGCGAGACUAGACAAGAUGUUUGAUGAGCUGGCUUUUAAACAAAAUGACAUAACACGACCAAGAGUUCUGAAUGUUAACAACAGGAAAGUCCGUCUGAACAAAGCAUGUGGGACCAUUGCAGACUGUACGUUUGAGGAGCUGUGUGACAGACCUUUAGGGGCCAGUGACUACCUGGAGAUGUCCAGGCUGUUUGACACCAUCUUUAUUCGACACAUUCCUCUGCUGACGCUGAACAAGAAAACUCAAGCCAGGCGGCUCAUAACUCUCGUGGAUGCCCUCUACGACCACAAGGUCCGAGUGGUGAUUCUUGCAGAUCACCCACUGGAGGAAAUGUUUGUACACAAUGGUGAUCAUGGUCAUGACGAGAGCCACAUUCUGAUGGACGAUCUGGGGCUGAAAAGGGAUGAAGCCAGCAGUCUGUCCAUCUUCAGUGGAGAAGAGGAAAGAUUUGCCUUCCAGCGGACAGUGUCUCGACUCACAGAGAUGCAGACAGAAGAAUAUUGGGUAGAAGGAGACAGAAGCACAAAAUCACAGGUGUAACAUUUGGGAAAAGUCGACCAUGUUACACAACCUCCAUACUCCAUAAACUGUGUACUCCUGCCAAAAACAGCCCAGACCGAACACUACUCCUACUCAUCUUAUCCAGCACAAACCUAAUGGGACUGCUCAACAGUAUGUGUGCAAGUGUUGUACAGAGAAUAUUUAUUGAAAAAGGCCUUUUAUGAUUUUAUUGUGACAUUGCACUUUACGGAUCAUUUUUAAGGUAAACUUUAGUGUUUCAUAUUGCUUUUAACUCAGUAUCACAUAGUGGUCCAACUGUAUUGACUUUUAUAAAACUGUAAGAAAGAGCUGGAUGACUUUUGGAAAUGGAUUCACAAAGGACUGUUAUGAAGAUUUAAGGGACAUUUUAAUUUUACCUCUUUUGAGCUAAAUAAUGUUUAUGAAAAUAUUUAAUGCAUCUCAAUGAGUUGUAUAUAAUUCUAAUGUAAGCCUAAAUACAGUGGCAGCAUAUUGGUAAGGGGA